Molecule: messenger RNA, 1023 nt
Organism: Ostreobium quekettii
Lineage: Eukaryota; Viridiplantae; Chlorophyta; Ulvophyceae; Bryopsidales; Ostreobiaceae
Source: the annotation of a GenBank genome assembly
AUGAGCGUGGCCAGCUUCCAGGAGUUGCUUGCCAAGGAGACAGGUGUGGAAGCUGCUGUUCAAGAGGUCCUUGUGGGGUUCCCACCCAAGCUUCUGCAGCUGCCUGCUGACCCCCAGAAAGCCCAAAUAUCGUGUCUUGGAAUUGAAGACGGGGAGACGAUUGUUGUCAGAAGGCAUGAAUCCCCAAGGGCAGCCGCUGACACCUUGAAUUCACAAGGAAACCCCACGUCAGUGAUGGCGGAACCAGCAGACACGGUGGACGAUGAGAGUAUUGCGCGAGCGCUGGCAAUGUCUUAUGGGGAUUCAGCAGCGGGACCUGGUCCAUCUGCACCUGCAUGGCACGACGACGUAACAAUAGGAGACGAGACCGGCAUGCCCAUUUCUUCUGAGGUUCUCCCCGAUGGCACGUGCAUUGUCCGGAGAUACGUUGACUCGGACAAUUCUUGCCUGUUCACUGCUGUCGCAUAUGCGAUGGAGAACAAUCGUCUGAGGGGCUAUGACUUGCGGCAAAUCAUCGCAACUGCCGUUGCCACGGAUCCAACCACCUACAACGAGGGUGUCUUGGGAAAAUCUAUACCAGAAUACCAGCGGUGGAUCUUGCACCCCCAGAGAUGGGGUGGCCCGAUCGAGCUGUCCAUCCUUGCUUCCUAUUACAGAACACAGAUUGCUGCGUUUGACAUUCAAACAACGAGAUGCGACAUUUAUGGCGAGAGGGAAGGGUAUGCGGACCGUGUAAUGGUAAUUUACGACGGCCUGCACUACGACGCUCUGGCACUUGCUCCAACCGAGCAGGCAGAUGAGGAUUUGGACGUCACAAAAUUCGAUCCACACUCGCAGUAUGGAAGCGUGAUUAUGGCUGGAGCCAAGAAUUUGGUUUUGAAGCUGCACGCGACCUGCCAGUUCACAGACACGUCGCAUUUCAAGCUGCGCUGUGGACAAUGUGGCACAGGCCUCACAGGGGAGCUCCAUGCCAUGGAGCAUGCACAGGUCACGGGCCACAGGGGCUUCGCAGAGUAUAAAUAG